This is a messenger RNA of Monodelphis domestica (gray short-tailed opossum), 2350 nucleotides long. It is a transcript of the gene NUP88, whose product is annotated as nucleoporin 88. Gene Ontology annotation, biological process: ribosomal large subunit export from nucleus; mRNA export from nucleus; protein import into nucleus. Gene Ontology annotation, cellular component: nuclear pore. Gene Ontology annotation, molecular function: structural constituent of nuclear pore. The record is from RefSeq and is a predicted model, not a curated record. NCBI's taxonomy places the organism in Eukaryota, Metazoa, Chordata, Mammalia, Didelphimorphia, Didelphidae.
AUGGCGGCGGCCGAAGAGGCCGGAGGUGACGGCGAGCAGUGGCGGCUGUGGCUGCCCCAACAUGUUGUGUUCGUGCGGUUACGCGAGGGGCUACGGGGGCAGAGCCCUCCCGCUCCCGGCGCCGAGCAACCAGGGCCGCCCAGCCUCACCCGGAACCUUCUUUUCGGGCUCGGCGCUGAACUCUUCCUGUGGGACGGCGCGGCCGGCGCUUUCUUGGCUGUACGCUUGCGCGGCCCGGGCUCCGCCUCCGGCGACGGGAGCGGGGGUGGCAGCGGGAGCGGAGGCGGCGAGGGCCCCGCCCUCGGCCGUUACCAGAGAUUGCUUUGUAUAAAUCCGCCCCUUUUUGAAAUCUACCAAGUCCUGUUAAGCCCAACCCAACAUCACGUGGCACUUAUUGGAACCAAAGGCCUCACUGUAUUGGAGCUACCGAAACGAUGGGGGAAAAACUCGGAAUUUGAAGGCGGGAAAUCAACAGUGAACUGCAGCACGACUCCCAUCGCUGAAAGGUUCUUCAACAGUUCCCCGUCUCUGAGCCUGAAGCAUGCUGCUUGGUACCCAAGUGAAGUGCUUGACCCCCACGUGGUGCUGCUGACAUCAGACAACGUGAUACGGAUCUACUGUCUGCGGGAGCCCCAGAUUCCAGUGAAGGUGAUCCCCCUCUCUGACACCGAGGAGGAGAGCUUGGUCCUCAAUAAAGGGAGGGCGUACACGGCGUCCCUCGGAGAGACGGCGGUCGCCUUUGACUUUGGCCCCCUGGCGACGGUGCCCAAAAACGUGUUUGGGCAGCGCAGCAAAGAGGAGGUGCUGGCCUACCCGCUGUACAUCCUGUACGAGAACGGGGAGACCUUCCUCACGUACGUGAGCCUGAUGCAAAGCGCCGGGACCCUGGGGAAGCUGCUGGGCCCCCUGCCCAUGCACCCGGCCGCCGAGGACAACUAUGGCUACGACGCCUGCGCCGUGCUCUGCCUGCCCUGCGUGCCCAACAUCCUCGUCAUUGCCACCGAGUCGGGGAUGCUCUACCACUGCGUGGUGCUGGAGGGCGAGGACUCCGAGGACGAGCAGCACUCCGAGAAGUCCUGGGACUCCCGGGCCGACCUCAUCCCGUCUCUCUACGUGUUCGAGUGCGUCGAGUUGGAGCUGGCUCUGAGGCUGGCCUCCGCCGAGGAGGACGACGACGACCCCCUCGAGUCCGACUUCUCCUGCCCCAUCAAGCUGCACCGAGACCCCAAGUGUCCGUCCCGCUACCACUGCACUCACGAGGCCGGCGUCCACAGCGUGGGGCUCACCUGGAUCCACAAACUCCACCGAUUUCUCGGCUCUGACGAGGAAGACAAGGACAGUUUGCAAGAGCUCUCGGCGGAACAGAAGUGCUUCGUGGAGCACAUCCUCUGCACGAAGCCUCUGCCCUGCAGGCAGCCGGCGCCCAUCCGAGGCUUCUGGAUCGUGUCCGACGUCCUGGGGCCCACCAUGGUGUGCGUCACCAACACCUACGAGUGCCUGACCAGGCCUCUGCUGAGCACGGUCCACCCCACGUCCCCUCCCCUGCUGUGUGCCCGCGAGGACGUCGGCGCGGCCGAGUCUCCCCUGCGCAUUCUGGCCGAGACCCAGGACUCCUUCGAGAAGCACAUCCGGAGCACCCUGCAGCGCAGCGCGGCCAAUCCCGUGUUUCUGAAGUCCUCCGACAAGGACGUGACGCCGCCUCCCGAGGAGUGCCUCCAGCUGCUGAGCCGGGCCACGCAGGUGUUCCGAGACGAGUAUAUCCUGAAGCAGGACCUGGCCAAGGAGGAGAUCCAGCGGAGGGUCAAGCUGUUGUGCAGCCAGAAGAAGAAGCAGCUGGAAGACUUGAACUAUUGCCGAGAGGAGAGGAAGAGCCUCCGCGAGAUGGCCGAACGGCUGGCAGACAAGUAUGAAGAGGCCAAAGAGCGCCAGGAGGACAUCAUGAACAGGAUGAAGCAGCUGCUGAGGGGCUUCCACUCGCAGCUUCCUGUCCUCUCCGACAGCGAGAGGGAGAUGAAGAAGGAGCUGCAGCUGAUCCCAGAGCAGCUGCGGCACCUGGGCAACGCCAUCAGGCAGGUCACCAUGAAGAAGGACUACCAGCAGCGCAAGAUGGAAAGGGGGGCCAGCCCCCAGAAAGCCACCAUCACGCUGAGCGCCUACCAGCGCAAGUGCAUCCGCGCCGUGCUGAAGGAGGAGGGUGAACACAUCCGGGAAAUGGUGAAGCAGAUCAACGACAUCCGCAACCACGUGAACUUCUGACCAGCCCCGGCUCCCCCCCCAUCUGUGUGUCUGUCCGUCCAUCUGCCUUUUUAUAGAGGACGCGCCGGUCCUGAAUAAAUACUUUUCUAAGGAA